AUGUUACCUGCGGCAGAACGGCCAAACUCCAGCCUCGUGGCGAUAGCCAUUUUGGACGAAGAAUAUCAAAUGAUGGCCGAACACCCGCAAGACCCGAGCAGUUACACAUUGGGACGCAUCCACAGUCACAACGUGGUGAUUGCGCGCAUGCCCGAGGGGGUAGAUGAGCCGGUCUCCACCGCCAACGUCGCCAAGGAUAUGGAGAGGACGUUCCCCGGGCUUCGCGUCGAUUUGAUGGUCGGCGUCAGUGGUGGCAUCCCCAACCUUGCCCUGGGCGUCGACAUUCGCCUGGGAGAUGUUGUGGUGAGCAAACCAAAGAAUUGCCGGGGAGGCGUGGUGCAAUAUGACAAGGGCAAGGCUGAGGAUGGAGGGAAGUUCAUGGUCAAAGGACAACCCAACCAGCCGCCUGCUCUUCUCUUGCGUACUUGA
Molecule: messenger RNA, 429 nt
Organism: Fonsecaea erecta
Lineage: Eukaryota; Fungi; Ascomycota; Eurotiomycetes; Chaetothyriales; Herpotrichiellaceae
Exons: 1
Coding region: 1-429 (142 amino acids)
Biological process (GO): nucleoside metabolic process
Molecular function (GO): catalytic activity
Source: RefSeq, a predicted model, not a curated record